Messenger RNA from Fusarium coffeatum, 1023 nucleotides. RefSeq lists its product as uncharacterized. Lineage: Eukaryota; Fungi; Ascomycota; Sordariomycetes; Hypocreales; Nectriaceae. Gene Ontology annotation, molecular function: D-cysteine desulfhydrase activity. The record is from RefSeq and is a predicted model, not a curated record. The transcript is spliced from 2 exons. The coding region runs from base 1 to 1023 and encodes 340 amino acids.
AUGGUCAACCUCCCAUCGCCUUUCAGGGAGAUCGAUCGUAUACAAUUGACAUUCGAUCGUCCUACAGACAUCGAACCGCUAUCCCGUAUCACAGAAUCUUAUAACAGCAAGGUUAAGCUAUGGAUAGCUCGAGAAGACCGCAAUUCUGGUCUUGCUUUCUCUGGAAACAAAGUCCGCAAACUUGAAUAUGUGCUGGCAGAUGCUCUGGCACAAGGAGCAGACACCAUUGUCACCACAGGCGGCAUCCAAUCGAAUCAUAUGUGUCAGACUUCUGCUGCUGCAGCUCGACUUGGCUUUGAAGUUGCUCUCUAUCCUGAAGAUCGAGUGGCUUCCGACGACAAGGAGUAUAGAUAUCUCGGUAACAUUCAAGCCAACGAUAUCCUCGGUGCCGAGACCUUCCCUGCAGACACCUCUGAAUCUACUGUCAUGGAAACUCUCAAACGCCGCGAGAGAAAGCCAUAUUUCAUUCCGCCUGGUGCUAGUUCUCAUCCCCUUGGAGGCUUAGGCUAUGCUCGAUGGGUGUUUGAUCUUCUGGAGCAAGAAACGAAACUCGAUGUAACCUUUGAUGCCAUCACCCUCGUUGCCGGAUCCUGCUCAACCCUAGGAGGUAUACUUGCAGGACUCAAGCUUGCACAAAAGCAGAAAAUGCCAGGUUCCAAGAAACGGCUCAUCGGAAUUUCAGUCAUGCGUGAGGCCGAGCAGGAUGUCAAGAAUCUGGUGCUCCAGAUAGCCAGGACCACCGCAUCGAGGAUAGGAGUUUCUGUGGAUGAUAUCACUGCAGAUGACUUUGAAGUUCACACAUCUUACUUGGGGGAAGGAUAUGGGAAGCUUAAUGACUCAACGGCCGAUUCGAUGAAGAAGCUGGCCAGAAUGGAGGGAAUCUUGACUGAUCCUGUGUAUACGGGUAAGGCAUUCACAGGAUUGCUUGAUAUUAUUGACAAGGGAGGAUUGGAUGGUGAUAAUGUUCUGUUUCUCCAUACUGGAGGGCAGAAUGUUCUCUCGGCGUACCCACAACUCAGGUAA